AUGUCGGCAAUCUCCAUUAAAAAGGAGCGCCUAGCUGUGCUCGAGUUAGUCGAAUUACGGUAGAGUUAUCGGUAGGGUUUCCUCUACUGGUGUAUUUGUUUAUUUUGGUGAAUUUAUUUUAAUUUAAUAUGCCUCCAGUCUCACUCACGGAUGAGGCUCCAAAAAAGUCUCUGCGAGUAGCCAUCAUUGGUCAAAGCACAUUUGCUGCGGAAGUUUUUAAACUGCUUGAACGGGAUGGUCAUGAAGUGGUCGGUGUGUUCACUGUUCAGGACAAAGGAAACCGAGAGGACCCACUAGCCACAAUUGCUGCACAGAACGGCAAACCAGUGUACAAGUACAAAACAUGGAGAGUUAAGGGAAAAGUUAUUCCAGAAGUGUUUGAACAAUACAAAUCUGUAAAUGCGGACAUCAACAUCUUACCAUUCUGCACCCAAUUCAUACCCAUGGAGGUGAUCACUUACCCGAAAUUCGAGAGUAUUUGCUACCACCCCAGCAUACUGCCUAGGCAUAGAGGAGCUUCAUCUAUUAACUGGACGCUUAUCGAAGGCGACACAACUUGUGGCCUGACGAUAUUCUGGGCGGACGACGGCUUGGACACCGGGCCGAUCCUGCUGCAGGAAACCUUUCCGGUCACAAUGGACGACACUGUGGACACGCUAUACAACAAAUAUCUCUAUCCCGAAGGUAUCAAGGCAUUAGCUAAAUCUGUGAACAUGGUUGCAAACGGCACGGCGCCAAAAAUCGUUCAAACAGAAGAGGGAGCCACCUACGACCCAGCGCUGUUCAAACCAGAGACACACCAGAUCGACUGGUCGAAAGGCGGCGUUGCACUGCACAAUUUUAUCAGGGGCCUCGAUUCUUCCCCCGGGGCAACUACUACUAUCAAACCACAGACUAAAGACGGCUUCGUAGAGGGCAGCGAAGAUACCAUAGAGCUGAAACUCUUCGGAUCUACCCUAUGGGAGGGCGAGUAUGAGGCGAAAGGGGAUAAAUUGGUGAUUUCUGGAUUGAAAGCACCCGCGGUGGUGCAUGAAGCUGGGUUGAUGAUUACUGCUAAUGAUGGCGUUAAGCUCAACAUCCAAAGGCUAAAAGUGAACGGCAAAAUGAUAAACGCUCAAAACUUCUUCAAAGCUGGCGAGAAAAAAGUCACCCUAGAACUAACUGCCGAAGAAAAAGUAUUCGUUGAAAACGUGCGGGAAAUAUGGAAAGCUAUUCUUCGCAUAGACAUUGAAGAUGACACAGAUUUCUUCAACUCAGGCGCGGGAAGUAUGGACGUCGUCAGACUAGUCGAAGAAGUUAAAGAUAUUUCUAAUUUAGAACUACAAAACGAAGAUAUUUACAUGAAUACUACUUUUGAAGAAUUCUAUACAAUGGCAGUAACGAAAUCUAGAGGUGGUUCGGGUAGUAGUGAAAUAACUUACGAAGGUGUUGAAUUAGAUGUAAACAAAAUGAAGAUUAAAUUCCCUACGCAGUUGUUUAUAAAUGGGGAGUUUGUUAAUUCGGACGGUAGUGAGAAAGUGAUGAGUUUGAUAAAUCCUAGUGAUGAAAGCGAAAUUUGUAAAGUGCAGAGUGCGUCGGCCAGUGAUGUAGAUAGAGCUGUGAUGGCGGCAAAGAAGGCAUUCGAAGAGGGAGAGUGGUCGAAAAUCAGCGCGAGGGAGAGAGGAACACUUAUGUUCAGGUUAGCAGACCUAAUGGAGCAGCACAAAGAAGAGCUAGCGACCAUAGAGUCCAUAGACUCCGGCGCGGUGUACACACUAGCGCUUAAAACUCACAUCGGCAUGUCCAUAGAGACGUGGCGCUACUUCGCGGGCUGGUGCGACAAGAUUCAAGGCACCAGCAUACCUAUAAAUCAUGCUAGACCGAACAGAAACCUCACCAUAACGAAGAAGGAGCCAAUCGGCGUGUGCGCACUCAUCACCCCCUGGAACUACCCUCUCAUGAUGCUGUCCUGGAAGAUGGCCGCUUGUCUUGCAGCUGGCAACACCGUCGUUAUGAAACCUGCCGCUGUAUGUCCCCUAACGGCUCUGAAGUUCGCCGAGCUAUCAGCCAAGGCCGGCUUUCCCCCGGGAGUCAUCAACAUAGUCCCAGGAAGCGGAAGCGUUUGCGGACAAUCGUUAGCCGACCACCCCGCCGUCAGGAAACUAGGAUUCACAGGGAGCACUCCUGUUGGUCAAACAAUUAUGAAGUCGUGUGCGCAGUCCAACAUGAAGAAAGUGUCGUUAGAGCUGGGAGGAAAGUCGCCGCUGGUCAUAUUCGAGGACUGCGAUCUCGACAAGGCAGUCAGAAAUGGAAUGGCAUCAGUAUUCUUCAACAAAGGCGAGAACUGCAUCGCGGCCGGCCGAUUGUUUGUAGAGGAGAGAAUACAUGACGAAUUCAUAAGGAGAGUUAUUGAGGAAACCAAGAAAAUCGCGAUAGGAGACCCACUCAACAGGGGAACGUCACAUGGCCCACAAAAUCAUAAGGCGCAUUUAGACAAGCUUAUUGAGUACUGUGAUCGCGGCGUAAAAGAAGGUGCCACAUUAUUAUACGGCGGGGGCAGAGUCCCCCGUCCGGGGUACUUCUUCUCUCCGACCAUAUUCUGUGACGUCACCGAUGACAUGUACAUCGCGAAGGAGGAGUCUUUCGGUCCCGUCAUGAUUAUAAGCAAGUUUAGUAGCAAAAACAUCGAGGACGUAAUCCGUCGCGCCAACAACACUGAGUACGGCUUAGCUAGCGGCGUUUUCACAAAAGACGUUUCUAGAGCGUUAACGUUCGCGGAACGAAUCGAGGCGGGCACCGUGUUCGUCAAUACCUACAACAAAACCGACGUGGCCGCUCCUUUUGGCGGGUUCAAGCAGUCUGGCUUCGGAAAGGAUUUAGGUCAAGAGGCACUAAACGAAUACCUCAAGACAAAAUGCAUCACUAUAGAAUACUGAUGAAAUUAAUUAGUGACAAAUAAGUACCCUUACUUACAUACCUACUUACAAUCAUGCCUCAUACUAACAUUAGUUUCAAUAUUGACUUUACAUCAAUGUGUAUACUUUUAUUCUGUAAAUGCUCAUUUAGGCUGUCUGUUUCAUAUGAUAAUUGCUUUGUAUAAUUUAAGUUUAAUGCUAUUUUAGUUUUGGAAAGGUAUACUUAUUUUUAUGCAUUCAAUACCUUAAGGCCAAUACUACCAAAAAUGAUCUGAUCUUGAAAUUGUAAAUAACAUUAUUUGUGAUAAAUUUAUGUAGAAUAAGUUAAAUAUAAAUAAUUUUUUUGUUGA
Amyelois transitella is the source of this 3244-nucleotide messenger RNA. RefSeq names its product cytosolic 10-formyltetrahydrofolate dehydrogenase. The record is from RefSeq and is a predicted model, not a curated record. NCBI's taxonomy places the organism in Eukaryota, Metazoa, Arthropoda, Insecta, Lepidoptera, Pyralidae. Gene Ontology annotation, molecular function: aldehyde dehydrogenase (NAD+) activity; formyltetrahydrofolate dehydrogenase activity. Gene Ontology annotation, biological process: 10-formyltetrahydrofolate catabolic process; biosynthetic process; one-carbon metabolic process. The coding region runs from base 129 to 2915 and encodes 928 amino acids. Gene Ontology annotation, cellular component: cytoplasm. The transcript has 16 exons.